AAGCUAGGUCACGAGGACACAUGGAUGGUGACGUCACUCGCUCUUCCCGGGGAACAAUCAGAGGCAGCGCGAGCUCCACUUGAAUGGAUUGUUGUCGGUGAAUAACUUUGCUUCUGGUUUCUAACCAUUAGCCCACCGCUCACAUUUUCUGCCGUUUUUCUUCUAAUAUUCGCGACUCCAAAUUGCACUAAAUGGUUAAUGAAGCACUUAACACCACUCGGAAAAGUGUUGGCAACAAACCCCUGAGGUCUGUGUGUGCGGCUUAACUUUUGCAAAGUGGGUGUCCUGGGAUCUGUUGGAAUCUGAAUGGACUAAUAUGAAGAGCCUGAAGGCAAAGUUUAGGAAGAGUGAUGCCCAUGAAUGGAACAAGAAUGAUGAGCGUCUCCUCAGUGCAGUAGAGCAUGGAGAAGCAGAUAAAGUCACCUCCCUCCUGUCGAAGAAAGGAACCUGUCCCACCAAGCUUGACAGUGAGGGCAAGUCUGCUCUGCAUGUGGCAGCCACACGAGGUCAAGCUGAGUGCCUUGGUGUCAUCCUGGCUCACGGGGCUGAUGUUUCUCUGCAAGACGCUUCAGGGUUUACUGCUUUGCACCUUGCUGCCAAAAACAACCAUCCAGAGUGUGCCAAAAAGUUGCUUCAGGCCAAGUGUGUGGUGGAUGCGGCGGACAGCUCCGGGAGGACAGCUCUCCAUCACGCAGCUGCCAGCGGAGACACUGUGAUAGUUCAGCUUCUGUGCGAGCACAAGUGUCAUGUCAAUCUUAAGGACUCGGAUGGCUUCACACCCUUGCUUUUGUCAGCUAGGCAUGCACACGCAGAGGUCUGCCAGAGUUUAUUGGACUGGGGUGCUAAUAUCAAUGCUAGAGACAAAGAUGGCAGAACCGCGGUGAUGUUGGCCAGUGAGAGCAGCUGUCCGGCCGCUGUCGAGCUGCUAGUGCAAAGGGGAGCUGACCUGCAAAUGGUGGACUCAUUGGGCCACGAUGUGCUCUAUUACGCCAAGCUGUCAGAUAGCAGCGAUGUCCAAACCGUUCUCAACAUGACCCUUCACAGACACCAGUCUGAGUCAGAUACGAUUUCAGCGAGAACCCCUCAGCAGGGUCAAAAGUUAAACGAGGACAGAAGCUCAACCCCCAAAAAGAGAAAAGCACCUCCUCCUCCUAUUAGCCCAAUCCAGUCGGCUGGUAUCAUCUCACCACCAUAUUCUACUCCAACUGAAUCUCCUUUAUCCAGCAAAAGUCAUUCAUCCAAAAGAUUUGAUUACAAGGAGGAGGAGCUGAAAAGUGCUGUACUGAAAGAAGAGAUCGAAAAAUUGCAUGAGGAAAAGAUCAUGCUGCUUGAGACCAUUGACGAUCUGAAGCAGAUUGUGGAGCAGACUGAGCUCAAGGCGAGUACUGCACAGCCCGAUAAAAAGACGGAUCACUCUGGGAAUGCAGAUUUGACGUUGAUUGAAACCCUGCAAGCAAAGAUAGCUUCUCUCUCCCUGGAAAACCAACAGCUUGCCCAAAUAAUAAAGAAACGUCCUGCUCCUCAAGGAGAGGAAGGCCAGGGAGGUUCCCGUCCGAACAGCAUUGAAUCUAACGCCUCGUACCACUCCACCCGUGCUGAUUUCGAGCUGUCCAGCGACGUGCAAAUCCAUACUGGUGACGAAGAGGAUCUUUCAGAGUUGUCUGUUCUGGACAUCAGCGAUUCAUCAUUCAAACCUGAGAUGGAGGAGGACACCAGGCUGAGUGCAGAUAAAGAAAUAAGACUGCUACAGGACGCGCUGGAGAAUCAGCAGGCGAAAUUUCUAGAGUCCAGAAUGGAGAACCGCCAACUUCAAAACAGACUCAAAACUGACUUUGAAAAAACUGAAGUUGCGUCUAAAAGCAUGGGUGAAGAUAUCCAAAUAUAUCAAGAAACUUUGCAAGAGAUAAAGAUGAGGGGUGGUUCUGUGAGUACACAAGACGACAAUGUGGUGCAGAAGUUUCAGUAUUUGAAAAGCUGCUUGGAGCAGGAGGUCAAAGAACUGAAGGGAAAGUUGGCCAUAUCGCAGGAGGAGCAAAAGCGAGAUGCUUGUUUGAUCAGGGAUCUUCAGGCUCAGCUCAAAAGUGACCGUCUAUCUGACGAAGAUCAUCAAGAACUGAAGAACACCUACAACACUUUGGUGGAGAACAUCAGUCAGGAGAAGGCGCUGUUGAUCGAGAAGUACAAGGAGUCUCAAGAAGAGAUCAUGGUGCUCCAGGAGGCUCUUCGUGGGACUGUACCGGUGGAGGCUGCUGCCAAAGACUUUGAGGAGAUGAAGGCAGAGCUCGGCGAGAUUAUCGAUGGGCUGCAGCGCCGGCUUUUGGAGCUCUCAAAGUCAUACAGUGAUGCCAAAAGCGAGCUUUGCACUGCCCGCAACCAGCUGCAGGCCAAAGCUUCAGUGCCUAAGGACAAGGCAGACGAGGUCUGUGUCACCAAGGAGGAACAUGAUCAGAAAAUUCAAGAGCUGGAAUUCAAGAUGAAGGACAUGCAGAAAGUAUUAAAGGACACUGAGGCAAAGCAUCAAGCAGCACUUAAAGAAAUAGCCCAGGUUAAACAAGACGCCGAAAACCAGGCUCAGUCGUCUAUAGCCAUUGAAGACCACACUCAGGUCGUGGCAUCCUUGGGGAACGCCAUCAAUAAACUGGAGAUGGAAGUUGAGGCUAUUCAAGAGCAGCUCGUCCAGAAGACUUUGCAGGUGGAUGCUUUGCAGAACAGACUAACAGUUGAGAAGGAUGUAACUCCAGAUGAUUCAAUAUCCCGAAUGGAAUAUGAACAGAUGGGGGAGAGGCUGGAGGGUGAGAUAAGUCACCUGAACCACCUACUGAAGGAUGCGCUUAGGAAACAGGAUGAGAUGGCCCUGGAUGUUACCGCCGCUUGGCAGGAGGUGAAGGAUGCCAGGAAUGAGAGAGAAGUAGUGCAGGAGCUGGCAGUGUUCAGGGAGCAGGAGUGCAGUGCGUUGAAUACCAAGUACAGGGAGGCUCAGGAUGUUGUUAUCCAGCUGAAGAAGCAGGUGGAAAACCAUGUGAUAUCUGAGCGAAAGAAAAAUAAAAAGAUUGAUGAGCUUUCAAAGGAAGUUAUGAAGUUAAAGGAUGCUCUGAACAGCCUUUCACAGCUGUCGUACACCACUAGCACCCCUAAGAGACAGCAAAGCCAGCAGGUGGACUCGCUCCAACAGCAGAUCAAACAACUGCAAUAUCAACUUGCUGAAUCAAAGAAACGUCACCAUGAAAUUGUCUCAGUUUACCGGAUGCACCUUCUUUAUGCUGUCCAGGGCCAGAUGGAUGAAGAUGUGCAAAAGGCUUUGAAGCAGAUACUUGUAAUGUGCAAAAUGCCAACCGAGGCCAAGUGAAGGAGCCAGUAUUACAGUUGUUCAUGAACUGCCAAAAAACUUGAUCAAAGGAUUUUAUCUGAGAACUAAAGUCCAGAAUCCAUCAAUCAAAAUGACACAUGUAGUGAAGAACUGCAGUUGAAGUCACCAUUGGCUUUCCCCUGAUAUUUUGGAAAAGUAUAGUUAAGUUGAGUAAUUUACGAAAACAAUUGAUCUGUUCACAAUCUCCAGUUCACACAGUGCCAGAUAAAUAAACACAAUCUACAGUCAACGAUUUUCUGUAAUCUCUUUUGAAAAUUUUUGUACAUUGUCAAAAUAUAUAAUCAGUAUUUGAACCUGUUGUGAGGUAAUCAGUUUGCAUUGACAUGGUGUACGUUUGUCUCCAUAGAAGUCCAUUACAAUGCACCUUUUACUGAGUUUUCUUUUUCAGUUGUGGACUUUCCAAAAUUGCAGCCACCUGUAGUAUCUGCAUGCUGUAAAAAGUGAAGUGUUUCAGUGUUUGUUCUAGGACAUUGUGACCUUUUUCUGAAGCGUUGAAUUCUCCAUUUUUUCAGGGUAGGUGCUUUGACAAAAUGCCCAUGUGCCUAAUACACUUUUUUUAGUCACUUGUCGGUCUUUGAUGCAGCAUUUACCUGCCAUUUCUAGGACACCUGACGGGUUGUGUCCAUGUGCCUCUGCUCAUUUUAAACGCCAUAACAUUUCAAACUGCACUAUAUUUCUUUUGCAUUAUGCUUGGUCCAACCAGGUUUCUGCACUAAAUCAUUUUUGUGAGGAGUGAGUUAGCCCUAGCACUUCAGUGUAGUUGUGGUUUUUACAAAUAAGGUUUGGAAAGGAUGAGAUGGUAGUUUUUUGAAACAUUCAGUGUACAUGUACUACAUCAGGGUUAGCAUAAACACACUACCCCACCUUAGGCUUUGCAAGUGUUAAAAAAUAUAGUAGCACUUGAAAACAUGCUAUUCACUUGUAGAGGAUGGUGUAGAUGUUAUUUUAUCCAUGAACUAAGGUCUAGCUCGGUACCUGGUUUAGGACAGUUUUGUAGCUUUUGAAUGAAUUCAAGGGAAACAUAAGAUAUAAACUUGUUUGUAUGGAGCAAAAUAUAGCAGAUUUUUGUAUGAAGUAUUGCGUGGCCAUUACAUAGAAAUAACAUUAUUGUGUGCCGUAUUUGCUUUUUCUGAUCGGUUCCAUUGCAUUAUUAAAAAAGUUCAUUUGUCAUACAUCAUAUAGCCCCAAUUGCAUCAGAAAAGAUUCAACAAAUAUCUGAUACCAAUUUAAGUCUCUGAAGUAAAGAUUUUUAAUGCAAAAAUAUCAUACUACCCUAUUGAAUUUUCAGAUAUUGUUAUUGUGUUCUUAUAAAUGUCAUAUGUCAUGAUCAGUUCAUAGUCAACUGAGGUUUCAAAUGUAUUUGUUAAGUUAGACAACAUGUUGUUUGCCAAGUAUUUUUUGCCUGGUUAUUAUACUUAUGAAUUGGUUCUUAUUUGUCUUCAAUAAAAUUAAAAAUAAAAAUCGAAAUAAAAUGGGGAUUAGGAGUGAGUUCAGUUGAGGUACUUCACUGUAGCGAAGUUCAAAUAAUGUAGAAAUAUUACAAAUUGUUUAAGGCUUAAGUAAGAACAUUUUGUGCACUAAAAUGCUUUCCUGGUAAUGAAUCUUAAUUUGUAUUCUAAAAAUGUGAAUACAGCUU
Molecule: messenger RNA, 5003 nt
Organism: Carassius carassius (crucian carp)
Lineage: Eukaryota; Metazoa; Chordata; Actinopteri; Cypriniformes; Cyprinidae
Product: ankycorbin-like
Exons: 19
Coding region: 317-3346 (1009 amino acids)
Molecular function (GO): actin binding
Source: RefSeq, a predicted model, not a curated record